AUGCGCAGCUGUACAUCCGCGCUCGCCUUAUGGGCGGCUGUGCUCGCCCACGCGCUUGUCGUCUCGGCCAGCCAGAUCGUGUUCUCGGCGCCGACCAACACCUCGAUCGGCGUGGAACGCAAACCGUUCGGCCGCUUCUUGCACGUUACCGACCUGCAUCCGGAUCCGCACUACAAGCACGCCUCUGCCGUCCAUUCCGCAUGCCACCAUACGAAACCAAAAAAGCACAAGGCAGACGGCAAGCAGCGUGCAGGAUGGUUUGGGACCGCCCUGACCGACUGCGAUUCACCCCCGCGUCUCGUAGCGUCCUCACUCCAGUGGGCGGCAAAGAACCUCGUGGGCAAAGAUGGCGGGAUCGACUUUAUCAUCUGGACGGGAGAUUCGGCUCGUCACGACAACGAUGACAAACUGCCGCGCUCGAGCAGGGAGAUCUUUGAGCUGAACCGGUGGACGCUGGAUCAACUCGAACGCGCGUUCCCGGGAGUACCGCUGGUCCCAAGUGUGGGCAACAACGACAUUUUCCCGCACAACAUUUUGUUCCCGGGCCCCAAUGCGGUGACGAAGGAGUAUGUGCAGAUCUGGCAAGACCAUGUGCCGGAGUACGAGUUCCACACCUUUGAACAGGGCGGCUACUAUGUCAAGGAACUUUUACCGAAUCGGCUCGCGGCAAUGAGUCUCAAUACGCUGUAUUUCUACGACAACAACAAGGCCGUCGAUGGAUGUGUGCGCACAAAGGGCAAGCACAACGUCGAUCCCGGAACCGCCCAACUCGACUGGCUAGAGGUGCAGCUGGAUCUGUUCAGGCAGAGGGGGAUGCAGGUGCAUUUGUUGGGUCACGUUCCGCCGACGGCGGGCAACUACUUUGCACGUUGCUACAAGCGGUAUACGGAUAUCGUGCUGCGGUUCCAGGAUACCAUCGUGGCACAGCAUUUCGGACACAUGAACACCGACGCGUUCUUCAUCCAGGAGGACCAGGACGCCGCGUAUGCUGCACAACACCCCAGCGUGCGCGUCAAGCAGGAAGGCUUGCCGGGCGAUUUGAAACAGGACUACUCGACGCUACCGGGCAAAGGACGUACGGACGAGGAUCUGUACUCGGUGUUCUUCAUCGCGCCCAGCAUCAUUCCGACCUACUAUCCGAGCAUCCGGCUCUGGACGUACAACACCACCGAAGGCGCGCGCUACACCGCCUCCACCACCACCACCACACAAGACGACGGCAUAGACGAGGUAGACGAAGAAGACGACGAUGUAGAUCUAGAUGAAGAGGACGAGGCGAUUGUGGACGUGCGGUCGAGACACCACCAUCGGCCGGUGCCGCCCAAGAAACGCCGGGGCAAGAAGGGCAAGAAGCGGCGACGGGCGCGACAUGCUUCGGCGGCGUCGCCAUCGCGCACCAACACCUACCUCAGCCUGCUGGGCUACAGCCAGUGGGUGAUGGACAUUGAUGCGCAGAACGACGCCAUCGAACGCAUCCUCAAGCAGCACGGCGACGACGAAAAGCGCCGCAAGCACGCCGAGGCGGUGGAUGUAGACUACCGGCUCGAGUACGCCACCUACCCGGCCUCGGUUUUGUGGGCCGACUUCGCCCCUUCGUCCGGGUAUACAGGACCGGCGGCGGUGCCCAAGGCGUUGCUCCAAAAAGAGCUGGCGCGCGCGGGGGUGGAGGAGCCGUGGAGCAAGGGCAAGCUGGCGAAGCCGCUGCGGCACAUGAGCGAGUAUGCGCUCGAGAGCGUGAGUGUGCGCACCAUGAUGGACCUGGCGCGUCGAUUGAUGGUCGACAAGAAGCUCUGGCGGCGGUUUGUACGACGCAUCUAUUCCGAAAGCGGCUACGUGCCGUGA
Moesziomyces antarcticus is the source of this 1842-nucleotide messenger RNA. Its product is annotated as vacuolar endopolyphosphatase. Gene Ontology annotation, biological process: polyphosphate catabolic process. Gene Ontology annotation, molecular function: endopolyphosphatase activity; exopolyphosphatase activity. The record is from RefSeq and is a predicted model, not a curated record. Lineage: Eukaryota; Fungi; Basidiomycota; Ustilaginomycetes; Ustilaginales; Ustilaginaceae. The coding region runs from base 1 to 1842 and encodes 613 amino acids. Gene Ontology annotation, cellular component: fungal-type vacuole; membrane. The transcript has a single exon.